UUUCUGUACAACAACUACACGUUUUGAGCUCAGUCUGGAAGCCCUUCCCAUUCACAGCAUAUCUGUGCAGGUAGGGGAGGAGGAGGAGGAGGCACAUAGCCCUUUUGUUACCUGUACCUGUACCGUGCAUGAAAGCUUCAAGUCAGAUUCACAUAUUCCGGUUUGCAUUCAGCAGAAAGCAGCAGUUUUGUUUUGUUUUACUACUGAAGGCGCAUAACAGGUGGGGUGGUCGGGUUGUUAAUUAAAAUUUAGCGUUCAACGGGAGGACGGAUAGGAGCCACUUCCUCCAAGAACUCAUUCACCUUUCAAGUGCGAUCAUAUUCCAGCUUUCGUUUCGGACUCCUCUCAGCAUCUCACCUGUCCUGGACGAUGGGUUUCACGCAGUUCAAAAUCUCCAAAGAGGUUCAGCUUGAUGUGACGGAAAACAGGCGUUAUACCUGCAUCUGGGGGGGUUAGAAAAGCUGCUGAUGUGAGUACCACUUUGUGUUAACAGUGCAUGGCCUCUGGAUAAAGUGAUACCGAUCAUGCACAAACCCCUCCGAAAGCGGAGUCUCUACGUUUCCCUGUGUUUUGGCAUCAUAUACCUCCGACUCGGGGCCCUGUCCUCGGUUGUGGCUCUGGGUGCCAACAUCAUCUGCAACAAGAUUCCAGGCCUGGCACCUCGCCAGCGAGGCAUCUGCCAGACCCGGCCGGACGCCAUCAUAGUUGUGGGCGAAGGUGCCCAAAUGGGCAUCAAUGAGUGUCAGUACCAGUUCCGAUAUGGACGCUGGAACUGUUCAGCGCUCGGAGAGAGAACGGUCUUUGGGCAGGAGCUUCGAGUAGGCAGUCGGGAAGCAGCUUUCACCUAUGCCAUCACAGCAGCAGGGGUGGCCCAUGCAAUCACAGCCGCCUGCAGCCAGGGCAACCUGAGCCAGUGCGGCUGUGACCGGGAGAAGCAGGGCUACUACAAUCAGGAGGAGGGCUGGAAGUGGGGAGGCUGCUCGGCUGACAUCAAGUAUGGCAUCGAGUUCUCACGGCGCUUUGUGGAUGCCCGUGAGAUUAAAAAGACGCCCCGUCGCCUGAUGAAUUUGCAUAACAACGAGGCGGGCAGAAAGGUCCUGGAAGAAAGGAUGAAGCUGGAGUGCAAGUGUCAUGGCGUCUCUGGGUCCUGCACCACCAAAACAUGCUGGACGACGCUCCCAAAAUUCAGAGAGAUUGGCUACGUACUCAAGGAAAAGUACAAUGAAGCUGUGCAUGUGGAGGUUGUUCGGGCUAGCCGGCUUCGCCAGCCCACCCACCUCAAAGUAAAGCAGACUCAGGGCUAUCGCAAGCCUAUGGAGACAGACCUUGUUUACAUUGAGAGGUCACCAAACUACUGCGAGGAGGACGCAGCCACGGGGAGCGUGGGCACCCAGGGACGCUUAUGCAACCGCACAUCGCCACACACAGAUGGCUGUGACCUCAUGUGCUGCGGUCGUGGCUACAACACGCACCAGUACACCAAAGUGUGGCAGUGUAACUGUAAGUUUCAAUGGUGCUGCUUCGUGAAAUGCAACACGUGCAGUGAGAGGACGGAAGUUUUUACCUGCAAAUAAGGCUGCAAGGAAUGUCUUCAUCUGCAGGUGAAAUACCAAGGAAAUUGUUGAUUAAAGAUCCAACCGAGCGAUGUGACCGCACUUCUGUAAGCCGUGAGAGACUGUACGACUAAAACAAUGGAAUUUCCUCUAUCAGCUCUCCUUGGCAUCGUUUUGCACAGCAGAAUCUAUCUAAUUACUUUUAAAUAAGUAAUUGCUAAAUAUCAGUAGGUAAUAUCCCAGAACUUUACGGUCAGAUAGAGAUUGUGCUCAUGUACUGAUGUUGGGACUACCCAUAAGGACAAAGGCUCUUACAGGAAACUGUGCUUUGCAGUCUAGGAAAUAUGUGCGUCCAUAUUUGAAAGCAUUGCAAGGAGAGGAACUCAGAGAAGCAUGAACAUUAAAGAAAACCGCAGCUUGCCACAGCUGAUUUGAAUUGACUGGAAAAGAUCUUUUAAAGUUUAAGGACCUCAUAAAAACAAAGUUUCUAGAUGUUGUUGUGUUUCCGCUAAAUUAAUUGAAUCUUGACUCACACCCUCUAGAUUGUCUGGGGCCGGUGUUAGAGGCCGAGAAAUGAAGAACAUUUUGUAAAUGUGGUGCCAUGGGUUGCACCAAAGUUUGAGUGGAGAACCCUGUUAAACCCUUUGCUGCCAACUGGAAUAUGGUGGAGGAUGUUAGUUUUCCAGUAACACUGGAACUGUCUGUUCUGAACACUGAAAAUAAAUGGUCUAUUUAUGUUAUAGUAUCGUAAAACAAAGCACUAAUGGGUAGAGAUGUCUUUUUUUUGUACUAAAUGCAAUGAAAAAUACUUCUAAGAAAUUAUUAAAUUACCACAGUAUUUCUGAAACACCACACAAUCUUUUAGUAAAAAAA
Cyprinodon tularosa is the source of this 2426-nucleotide messenger RNA. RefSeq names its product wingless-type MMTV integration site family, member 7Bb (gene wnt7bb). The record is from RefSeq and is a predicted model, not a curated record. The coding region runs from base 525 to 1574 and encodes 349 amino acids. The transcript is spliced from 4 exons. Gene Ontology annotation, molecular function: cytokine activity; frizzled binding. Gene Ontology annotation, cellular component: extracellular region. NCBI's taxonomy places the organism in Eukaryota, Metazoa, Chordata, Actinopteri, Cyprinodontiformes, Cyprinodontidae. Gene Ontology annotation, biological process: neuron differentiation; canonical Wnt signaling pathway; positive regulation of JNK cascade.